AUGCCACGAUUAACAGCUAGUAAAGUAGUAUUAUUAUCUGUAUUAUCUUUUCUAAUCACUAUUUUUUAUUUGUUUUCUAAAACUUCUGUUUCACUUGAUACGGAUCCAGAUGGUACCGAAUAUGACUUGGAUACGAUAGACGAAGAAAUAAAGUAUGCACGUCGGUUACUUGACGAGAUUCCUGAUCCAUCUAAAAAUCGAGUUCAAUUCUCCAAAAUCGAUGAUAAUGGAUAUGCUUUCUCGGCUUUCACGGAUGACAGAAAUGGGAAUAUGGGAUACAAAAACGUGAGGAUUCUCAUGUUUAUAACUGGACACGAUGAGUUCUCUUGUGAAAUCAACGGGAAGCGAUCUUAUGGAGUAACUCUUUAUGAGCUAUCGGAGAAUCACAAAAUGAAAUGGGGAUUGUUUAUUCUGAAUUGUUUACUUCCGGAAGGCAUAACUUUCAACGAUGUGAAUGCUGUCAAAAUUUCAAGAAUUUCUACGGGUGCUACUAUUCAAAUUCCGAUAAGAUAUAGAAUUCAAGACGAGAAAAGUAUGACACCGGAUGAGUACGACUACAAAAUGUCGACUUGUGUUCCAGCACUUUUUGGGCAUGUUUAUUAUGCCAGAAAGAUUAUUGAGUUUGUGGAAUUGAAUAGUCUGCAAGGAAUUGACAAGACUUAUAUCUAUUAUGACCCUGUGAAAAUGAAUGAUGAAGGGACGAGAAGGACGUUGAAAUUUUAUUCAGAUAAUCUCAAAAUAAAUCUUAUCGAAUUCACCCUCCCAUUCAAUAGUCAUGAUGUUUGGUACCACGGACAGUUGGCAACGAUUACAGAUUGUCUUCUCAGAAACACUGGAAUCACACAAUUCACAUUUUUCAAUGAUUUUGACGAGUUCUUUGUUCCAGUUCUCCAGAAUCAAACACUUCUAGAAACAGUCUCCGGUCUCUUUGAGGAUAAAAAAAUAGCAUCACAAAGGACUGCAUUAAAAUUUAUUAGUACAAAAAUAAAUCGAUCUCCUUACACACUGAAAAAUGUCAUCUCUACAAAACGGCUAGAGACGAGAUUCACAAAAUGUGUUGUUCGACCCGAGAUGGUUUUUGAACAGGGGAUUCAUCACACAAGUCGUGUGAUACAAGAUGAAUACACGUCUCCAUCACAUGAUGGAUCCCUUUUACGGGUAUAUCACUAUAGAGAGCCAAAGUAUUGUUGUGAGAAAGAGACACUCUUGAAGAAACGAUACGAAUAUAAACUUCGAGAGGAAUUCGAUUCAGUUGUGAACUUGUUGGAGGUUUAG
This is a messenger RNA of Caenorhabditis remanei, 1275 nucleotides long. RefSeq lists its product as uncharacterized. NCBI's taxonomy places the organism in Eukaryota, Metazoa, Nematoda, Chromadorea, Rhabditida, Rhabditidae. The record is from RefSeq and is a predicted model, not a curated record. The transcript has 8 exons. The coding region runs from base 1 to 1275 and encodes 424 amino acids.